Messenger RNA from Exaiptasia diaphana, 694 nucleotides. RefSeq lists its product as uncharacterized. The record is from RefSeq and is a predicted model, not a curated record. Lineage: Eukaryota; Metazoa; Cnidaria; Anthozoa; Actiniaria; Aiptasiidae.
ACAGAAAGCACCACCACUACUGAACAGCCAAGUACAAACACCAAGACAGUUUCAACUGCAUCUGCGCAACCAACUACAGAAGCCGAUGAGGACUGUAGCUGGGUAGAUUCACACGGGUGUCCUAUGUUCAGCAGUGUUACCAUGGUGUUCGCUUUCUUUCUUCUUCGUAUAGCUAUGAUAUAAAAUAUCAAACAUCGUGAACUUAAAACAUAACAAUUAGAACAAACUACUACCAAACAAAAUAUACCGCAGUAAAUUUGACGUUUUUGACCUGCACUUAUUUAUACCUAUAUCAGUGUAGUUAUAUCACUAAAAAAAGAGUAGAAAGUCAUGUGUAUGAAAAAAAAAACAAUGUACGAUAUAAGAAAAUCACCUUUUUAACUCCAGCUAACGUCAAUUGAUUUGAUAGAUUCAUUUCAUAAUAUUUGCGUCUGCAGYGACAAACAAUUUGAUUUAUCUACAAAUACGCCGCCGAAACCUGCUACUGCACGGCAGAUCUGAGUUUUUCGUCGAUCUUGGCGAACUGAAAGUAUUGAUGGUUAAAAUGAAUGGCUUACAUUGUAGCGUCUAAGUUUGUGUUUAUGAUAACUUAAUUGGAGUUGAUUGACUUAUAUUCUAACAUAUAAUGAAAUCAAUAAAUAUGUCUUUAAAUCCAAUUGAUCAAGCGAAAUAAAAACAAAAUUGCACGUGAUUA